This is a messenger RNA of Yamadazyma jaroonii, 1560 nucleotides long. Lineage: Eukaryota; Fungi; Ascomycota; Pichiomycetes; Serinales; Debaryomycetaceae. The record is from the annotation of a GenBank genome assembly.
AUGGGAAAUAGUCCAUCAAAAAAUGAUCCCCUACCGAAUAGCCAAGUUAAUUUAAAUGGAAUCAACGAUUCUAUUAACGAAGAUAAUGAUCCUGAUGAGCGUAGCUCUGCGCUAUCAAAAUAUAAUCGAAGUUCUGCUAUAAGAAUAGAACAAAAAAAUUUAAAUUAUAAUUAUGGUAAACGUAAUAAAAAGAGUAUCAAAGAAGAUUUAACAUUAGAGAUAGAUAAUAACUUUGUGAAUUUAUUGAAAUCCAAUUCAUUUCAAGGUAAUUAUGGGUCCUCCAUUGAAAGUGACAUGUCACCAAUUUUUACGACCAAUGAGUUAAAGGAGACUGAUCUGAUCCUGUCACUUGGUUCAUCUCCUAAUUCGAGAGAUUUAGGUAGAGAUUUUGAAAGUGAUAUUGUUGUGGGUAACUUGGAUCCUAUUAAUGAAGAUUCUGUUGAAUCAACUCCCGUCCCGGAACCGAUUCGCAAAGAUGAUAUUAAUAUUAAUUUAUUGAAUAAUAAGGUCAAUAAGAUCAACAUCAAUGUUAGCAAUUCAUCCUUAACAUCUUCAACAUCAUCAAGUCCGGUGUCUUUCACCCCACCAUCUUCAGCUAUGGUAUCUAUUAAUAGCAAAAAUGCCUACCCUGUAGAUAUUGAUGGGAUUAUUGAAAGACUUAUCAAGAUUGGUAAGACUAAGAAGACUAAGACCAGAAAGAAUAAAGAUAAAUUUCCAUUUUCUUCCGAAGAGAUCAAGUUCGUUUUGAAUAAAUCAAGAUCAAUUUUCUCAAGUCAACCCACUUUAUUAAAAUUGGCCCCUCCAGUUAAGAUUGUAGGUGAUUUACACGGUCAAUUUGAAGAUUUAAUAAGAAUUUUCAAUAAAUGUGGAUAUCCUCCUUAUUCAAACUAUUUGUUUUUAGGGGAUUAUGUUGAUAGAGGUCACAAAUCGUUGGAAACUAUUUUAUUGUUGUUAUGUUUCAAAAUUAAGUAUCCUGAGAACUUUUUCAUGUUAAGAGGUAAUCAUGAAUCCGCAAAUAUUACUAAAAUUUACGGGUUUUAUGAUGAAUGUAAAAGAAGAUUAUCUUCUUUGACAGGAAAUCACAAAAUGUGGAAAGUAUUCGUCGAUGUUUUCAAUACCUUACCGAUUGCUGCAACUAUUAACGAUAAAAUCUUUUGUAUCCAUGGAGGUUUGAGUCCUGAUUUGGUUGAUUUGAAACAAAUUGAAGAUAUUAAAAGACCAACAGAUAUACCUGAUAAAGGAUUAUUGGCGGAUUUAUUAUGGUCAGACCCCGAUGCAUCUGUUAAGACCUUUUCAUUGACUCAUUGGCCCAAAAAUGACCGUGGAGUAUCAUACUGUUUCGGUAAGAAACAUGUUGAUUAUUUCUGUUCAACUUUUAAAUUUGAUCUUAUCGUUAGAGGACAUAUGGUCGUUGAAGACGGGUAUGAAUUUUUUGAUAAAAAGAAGUUGGUAACUAUUUUUCUGGCCCCAAAUUAUUGUGGUGAAUUCAAUAAUUAUGGAGCUAUCAUGGAUGUUGAUAAAUCUCUUUGCUGCUCUUUUGAUAUGUUAAAACCUAAUUAG